Messenger RNA from Mangifera indica (mango), 953 nucleotides. Its product is annotated as homeobox-leucine zipper protein ATHB-12-like. Gene Ontology annotation, biological process: positive regulation of DNA-templated transcription. The record is from RefSeq and is a predicted model, not a curated record. Gene Ontology annotation, molecular function: DNA-binding transcription factor activity, RNA polymerase II-specific; sequence-specific DNA binding. The coding region runs from base 107 to 712 and encodes 201 amino acids. The transcript is spliced from 2 exons. Gene Ontology annotation, cellular component: nucleus. NCBI's taxonomy places the organism in Eukaryota, Viridiplantae, Streptophyta, Magnoliopsida, Sapindales, Anacardiaceae.
AAGUGACUUCACCCGAUUUCUCUAGUAAAAGUUUAUCAUAUCUUCUAUUUAUAGUUGCUUAUAGCGUUUAACAAGAGACGUCUUAUUGCACAAGUUGAGAAAUAAUAUGAUGGGGCAAACUCAGGGAGAGGAAGAGAAAUCAGAAAUAUCAUUUACCCAAACUCCAAAAAGGAAGAAGAAUAAAAUAAACAACAAGAAGAGGUUCAGUGAUGAACAAAUCAGAUUACUGGAAUCAAACUUCGAGUCAGACACAAAGCUUGAACCAAGGAUGAAGUUGCAACUAGCAAGGGAGCUUCAGCUUCAGCCUCGCCAGGUUGCUAUAUGGUUUCAAAACAGAAGAGCUAGAUGGAAAUCAAAACAAAUCGAGCAUGAUUAUAAAAUACUCAGAUCUAAUUAUGAUAGCUUAGCAACCCGUUUUGAAUCCUUGAAGAAAGAAAAAGACUCCUUGCUCGCUGAGUUGCAGAAGGUUAAUGAGCUUCUUGGGAAAGCCGAUGCUGGAAACAGUGAUAUCAAGGAUUUAUUGAAAGGAAGUUCAGGCAAGUGCGAGGAAGAAUUGUUGCAUAAUACUAAUAGCAUUGACAAUGGCCACUCCGGAUUAAUGCACGCUGAUGGUUGUCCAGAAGCAUCUGAAAAGUUUGAUGGUGGGAUCGAGUCUUGUGGCCUAUUUGAUCCAUCAUGUGCCAACUCACACUGGUUAAACUUCUGGGUUUGAAAAAACUCAUCUUCAAAUCGCAUCUUCAACAAUUAAAAAUUAAUACGAUGUUCGUUUGAUGAAAGACAAUUUUGGGAAAUUGAUACAUUAUGCAUGAAGAGAGCGAGAUACCAACCACUGUAUUAAUUUUCUUUAUAUAUUGUAGUUUAUGAUUCAAAUUAAACAUGAUCCUGAUGACAUAUCGUGCAGUGCCAUUCACAGCCCAACUUGAUAAGCUUCUAUAAUGAAACAUUUUUUUAUA